Photinus pyralis (common eastern firefly) is the source of this 900-nucleotide messenger RNA. Its product is annotated as soma ferritin-like. Gene Ontology annotation, biological process: intracellular iron ion homeostasis; iron ion transport. Gene Ontology annotation, cellular component: cytoplasm. NCBI's taxonomy places the organism in Eukaryota, Metazoa, Arthropoda, Insecta, Coleoptera, Lampyridae. Bases 148 to 849 code for a protein of 233 amino acids. The transcript has 3 exons. The record is from RefSeq and is a predicted model, not a curated record. Gene Ontology annotation, molecular function: ferric iron binding; ferrous iron binding.
CAAAAAUUCCCCUGUUUAUGGGCUGACACAGCAUUUUCUUUUGUUCGAAGUGCGCAGUAAUCGGUGCGCCUGCGUUUUUGCGUCGUUAGGUAUUUAUAAUAAAUCAGCUUCAUUAUUCGUGAUUACGCUGGCGAGAUACCAGGGAUCAUGAAGUUCCUAUUCGUUUGUGUUACUAUUAUAGCGGCUGCUUAUGCAGCUACAGGAGGAGAUGAAUGUUACAAGGAUAGCGUUCGGGCAUGCAAAUCCACUUUGAAAGAUAAGAAAGACAAAAAGGAUCCUUCUCUACCUUCUUGCAGUGCAAAAUACGGAGCAAUUCAGGAAGUCCUUCCCGACCUUCAACAGUACGUAAACAGCCACAUAACUCGCAAUUUCGAGUACAUGCUUAUGGCCACUCAUUAUGGCAACUAUGAGAAAAGUCGUGCAGGUUUCGAAAAACUUUUCAUGGACUUGUCUGACUCGAAAUGGGAAGCCACCAUUGAUUUAAUCAAGUACAUUACAAAACGUGGUGGUGAGAUGAAGUUUGACAAUAUCAAAGCGGAUACCGUUAAUGAUGAAAAUGCAAGUUAUGAGCUGUACGAGCUCAACAGUUUGGCAAAGGCGCUUGAUAUGGAAAAGGAACUGGCUGAACGUGCUCAUCAUAUACAUGGUGAGGCAACUCGUAGACGUGAAUCUUUGCAUGACCCUGAAGUGUCCUCUUACAUCGAAAACGAAUUUGUCCAUAAGCAUGCAGCAACUAUUCGUAAGUUAUCUGGCUAUACUUCAGAUCUAACAUCUUUAUUGAAUGGACCUGAUAGUUCUCUCGCUUUGUACAUAUUUGAUGAUUAUCUUAAGAAACAAUCUAUUGUGUAAAGUAUAAUGUGUAUAUAAUUAUUUAGUGUAAGUAUAAGUUGAAGUGAGAAA